AUGGCUACAAACGCUCCCCUGUCCUCUAUCAUGUUGCAAAUCGCAGGCGUUGGCGGAGCAGCCUGGCUAUCAGGGAACAUCGGAGGUUUGUCAUUACUAGCAGUCCCAGCACUCGACCAAUCACGGAGGGAGGACUACGUCCCCGCCAGGACCCUCGCCGUGCAAUGGAAGCGUUUAUACGACAAGGGCGCAGCUCAAAACCCCCCGAUCGCGAUAGGCAUAGCAGCCAUCCUCUCCUAUCUUGCGUGGAGCGCAGACUCAACCGUCCGCCUGGGCCUUGCGAGCCAACGACAGCUCUACAUCGCUUCAGUCGCGCUCACCAUGGGCAUCGUGCCUUGGACGUUGAUCAUCAUGGCCAACACAAAUGGGGCGUUGUAUAAGAAGGCCAGGAAGGUUCUUUCGCUACAGAAAGGAUCCUCGGAGUGGUCAGCGACAGAUGAUGAGGAAGUCUCUGACUUGUUGUCGACCUGGAAUCUCCUCAAUGGGCUGCGGAGUCUUUUGCCGCUGCUGGGUUUUGCCGCAGGUGCAAUUGCUGCGCUGGCUUGA
Molecule: messenger RNA, 546 nt
Organism: Exophiala aquamarina CBS 119918
Lineage: Eukaryota; Fungi; Ascomycota; Eurotiomycetes; Chaetothyriales; Herpotrichiellaceae
Exons: 2
Coding region: 1-546 (181 amino acids)
Source: RefSeq, a predicted model, not a curated record